AUGUUUGCCGACAUACAAAAGACUCCAACACCAGAUGAAAAUAUUCAGCAUAGAAUGGAAGUACUGAAAGAAAAUGUACGCAAAUACAAUAACCCUUUUUACUUACGACCAUAUAACGUUCAAUCUUUGGCUGAACUCGGUGAAAAUAAAAGGUUAAAUUUCAACAAAACAUAUAGAAAUGAAACAUUGUUUAAAGUUCAUUCAGAACCUAACCAAUAUGGAAACAAACCUACUUUUGUUUCUGCAGACUAUGGAACUACAAUGAGAUGGGGUCAUAAAGCUAACCCGGAUAGGUGGUUCAUAAACUUACAACCACAAUUCCAAGAAGUUGUAGACGCAAUGGAAGUCAAUGGUGAACCAGAUAUAGCUGGUAUUUUCAGCGCGGCUUUAAUGCCAUUGAAAGAUAUGAAACAUGCAGAUAUUUUGGACCAGUAUGAAAUGAACAUGGCUGAUGGAAAUAUAACACCUGACGUUCUAAAACAUUUAUCUCAAAGAACUACACAGAACCAUAAAGAUGGUAUAUUUGGUGAAGAGUUUAGAAAGAAAGUUAGGGAGAGCGAAGGAAGAGAACCUAUUGUACAUGACCUUGCAAACGAAAGUUUGCAAAAUGUCAUAAAAACUUACUUUGCAGACAAUGAACCGAGAAGGGAUGAAUAUUUAAGAAAACUCAAAUGGACAGUACCAAAUGAAAUGUUAGUAUUGAAAAACAUGUUCCUUGACAAAAUAAAACCAACUACAGAAAUAAAUGACGCAAGACUGAAACAUUGGGUAAAAGCUUUCCCAUUCACAAAAGAUAUUGUUGGUAACAUGGAAAGAAAACCAGAAUGGCUACAAAAACAUAUAUUUGGAAACGAGCUUAUUCCAUAUGGACAAGCUCU
Trichomonas vaginalis G3 is the source of this 878-nucleotide messenger RNA. RefSeq names its product protein of unknown function, DUF4106 family. NCBI's taxonomy places the organism in Eukaryota, Parabasalia, Trichomonadida, Trichomonadidae. The record is from RefSeq and is a predicted model, not a curated record. The annotation marks the transcript as partial. The transcript has a single exon.